AUGUCCUUAUUUUCCAACAGCAAGAAUGUCACAGUUACAGGCGGCAAUUUCCAUACAAUCGCGGGGAAUCAAAACAUUAACGUCAAUAUUCAACGUGACGAUCCUGCGCAACGCUGGCAGAAUUGUGUGGAGGUAUUUGAUAUUGUGGACUCAAGCCACCGCUACGGGAUCGACUACGAGAUCGCCCGUGUCAAACUCGAAGUAGAACGUAUACGCCUCUUGGAAUGGGGAAAUGCUGUCGGUUUUGGCACCGAAGAUUCUAACACAUCGACAUUUGACGCACGAUUGGAUCGAGCUGAGAUACGCAACACAGUCUUGCGACUUUUAGGUUGUGUUCACCAUGUAUUCGAGGAAGCGGGACGACUGCAAGAACGAUAUGGAUUGCACCAAAUCACAGCUGAUCAACAAGAGAAUGAACUUCGAAUAUUACCACUUGCCGCCAUCUUCAAGAGAGCAUACGCGCCACUUAUAAGAUCUUCGAAAGACCGACAAUCGAAUACACCCUUGCCGCAGAAAAAACUUUGGGCCAUUCGUGACAAGAAGAAGUUUGAGGACAUGAUCAACGAAAUAAGAGGAUUUAACGACUCCUUAGAUCAGCUCUUUCCCGACAUCAAGAAGUUUACUACGGAGAGCAUUAAGGCCGACAUUGGCCAGAGUGACGACGUCAAAGCUUUACAGUCACUCCAGGAAGCCACUACUGGUGGUCAUGAUGAAAUUUCCGAGAGUGCUAGUGUGCGGCUCGAAGCAAUGGGGGUAACGACUAUCACCGGAUCGCAGAUAGGUGAAAUACCUAGGGUCGGGGAAAACACUAUCGAGGACGAAGCACAUCUUGACGAAGAUAAUCAUCCCCUAAGGAAGCUGCUUCAGUCGGCGGAUAGUCUCGUUUCGAAGAAACAUCUUGGGAGACUCACCAUAAGCGUGUUUGGCCCUGACCGUUAUUCCGCUAUUGUUAGAGCUCGUCCUUAUUGGGAUGGUCAAGACUCAGAUUCAUGGUGGGGUAAUCGCGACAAGGGUUUUAUCCAUAGCACUCAUGCGUCUUUUGAUCUGUACUUCAAGAAGCCAUAUACACGUCGUUCCAGAGACGUCUCGUUUGAUCAUACUGACGAAGGCUCCGUACUUCUCGAUGUUGAAUGUCAUUCAAAACAUCAAAAUAUAAAUCCUGGUACAGUGACCAUUGAAGGAUUUGGUUUGGAAAGUUGGGGCUAUGAAAACGCGUUUGGUAAACCUCGAGAAAAUACCAUUCUUGUUUCUUAUGCAAAAAUGCCCGAAAUCCAAGCAAAAAAACUUCUACGAAGAAUCAACGAACUCAGUCGCGGGGCGCAGAAAUUUGGAUGGAAUCCUACGCAAGAAGAAGCGGACUUGAAGGAAUUUUUUGGAACUGCUCUAACUACUCGUUUCGGUGGCCGCGAUAGGAACAUUUAUCUAGGCGACUUCUAUAGUGCGCUCAACAGAACCGAUAUUUUCGCCGAUUUUACUUCGGAAUCACUUAUAUCUAUGCAUUGGUGUGGCCCCAGAGACACCGUAAUUGGAAUAUGGUACAUGCUUUACCAGAUUAUACUCGCCAAAGAGCUGGCCCUCCGAAUCGGAAGCUCUGAAAAUAGUGGUUCUUAUUCAGGCUAUACCCCUAGGGUUUUGUCUGCUUUGAUCGUUCAGGAUCUGUGGCUUAGAAACGUCGAAAUUGUCUUGAGAGAUAUCAGGAUUGCACCUCAACCGUUGGUAACCCCGGAAAAUCGGAUCAAAGCCGAGGUCUUCAAGGACCAAGGGAACGAAGCGUUGAAAAACGGACAAUGGCAAAAAGCUGUCGAUUCUUACACUGAGGCCCUUAAAAUCGAUUCUAACAACGCAGUUUACUUCAGCAACAGGUCGGCAGCCCUUCUAUCCUUAGAGGAUUUCGAUGGAGCUGUGUAUGACGCCUUUGUAGCAACUCGACUCGAUCCAAAGUACGCCAAAGCGUGGAGUCGUCUAGGGCUGGCGGAGUUGAAGCGGGGGUACGGAAACAAAGCGAAAGCUGCAUACGAGCGUGCAAUCGAGGUUGCCGGCUCCGAGGCUACGACCCUCAUGAAGCAAGGACUUGCCGAUGCAAAAGCAAAGAUUGCGGCUGAUAUCAAAGCAAUUAACGAGGAAAAAGACCAGGAAAAGAAAGAUCGUCUUCGGAAAGAUUUCAACGACCAAGAUUGGGACAUUACAUAUAAGACAUAUGAGAUGCACUCCUGUGUUCACCAACAACAGGUAGAAGGGCUAUUGCUCUUUGCUGAAAAAAUGACAUGGCCCUACAUUAACGAAGUACGCGAUUACGCCGAGGACGUAUAUGGAAAUUUGCGCAGCGGUGGAUCUUGCUCCCUUCAUGUACUUGACUGGUUGUUUGGGUUAACCCUUCCAGGAAAGUGGAUGUCGUUUAAGAUUAUGGCCACCCUCGUAUCAUGCACACCGUCAAUCUCUGCAAGCCUUGGUACAGCAGAAUUCUAUGACUGUGGGCUGGUCCUGCCAAAGAAAUCAUAUUGGAGAGUUCGCACUGUUUUGGGUCGCGUUCUCGGCUGCCUGCCAAACGUCGUUUCUCUCUGCGGGUGGGUUGGACCAUGCGUGAUCCCCAUAGAAUUUAUUCCUCCACUCGGAGACGAUGGAAAGAAAAAACCUCGCUAUAUCCAUAUCAACGCUCGCGCCUUUUCCUCUACUAUGGGAUAUGACGACGAUGAAGAUGGAGUUAUUCACCUUGGCCGGCGCCGCGAUUACGUUGACCCUCUACAUCUACAACCUGAUGAAGAUUUGGAGGAUUGGAUAGUGGCAGUCAAGGAUGACGAUAAAUGGAUAUGCCCACAACCUCCACAGCGCGAAUUUGUCACCUGCAGAAUCGAAUCGAUCAGACUCAAAAAACUGCCUCUCGAUGUGAAUGUUGCAACACAACAAGCUAACGGAACACUCACUGACGCAGAGAUUGAGGCCAAAACUAAGUAUCGCGCGAGCAUCGUGUUUUCCUUGGACAACAACGAAGAUACUGUCAUAUAUACACUUUACACCAACCCUGUCUUUGUAACGCCCCCUCCAUGUCAUUCUGGGCCACAUUCAGUGCAUGCUAGGGAGCUCUCUAGGUAUUUGAAAGACGUCUGGAUGGUUGAGAGACUCAAGGACCACACACCCGAGGACUUCGACGACGAUGUGAUGAUCAUCAAUGCAACUGGAAAUGGGACGGAAUUACUGGCAAGGGCAUGGUGCGCAGAGCGAGGAAAGAACGCUGUCAUUCGUCGUGCUGGUGGGCCAUGCUUCGGUUGUUCAGUCAGGACUGCAGGAAAGGAUGGUUUAGGUGUUGGCGUUUUGAUUUGGGUUUCAUAG
Molecule: messenger RNA, 3327 nt
Organism: Psilocybe cubensis
Lineage: Eukaryota; Fungi; Basidiomycota; Agaricomycetes; Agaricales; Agrocybaceae
Exons: 4
Coding region: 1-3327 (1108 amino acids)
Molecular function (GO): protein binding
Source: RefSeq, a predicted model, not a curated record